Messenger RNA from Bathycoccus prasinos, 2421 nucleotides. RefSeq lists its product as hypothetical. The transcript is spliced from 2 exons. Bases 1 to 2421 code for a protein of 806 amino acids. NCBI's taxonomy places the organism in Eukaryota, Viridiplantae, Chlorophyta, Mamiellophyceae, Mamiellales, Bathycoccaceae. The record is from RefSeq and is a predicted model, not a curated record.
AUGUCGACGAAAAGGAACGCGGGUUUACACCCAGAAUCGCUCUCGUUGUUGCGUUCCAUCGAGAACGACAACAUGAACAGAAGAAACUCUACUCCCGAUCGAGCGGGGAAAACCACCGGAGGCACGACGCUUGUCAAGCUUUUCGGCGGCUUCGGGGUCGCGUCGCUCGCGAUCGCCAGUUACGUUUCCGGGUACAAGAGCACGUCCAGAGAGUUACUCUCUCUCGGUGAGAAUAAAAGUGCGAAGAAUAAGGUGGUGUUGCACACCGGGUGUUCGCCAGUCGCGCAGUUACUGGUGGACACGUUCGAAGUGGAAGACUUGGCGGAUUGGGGCGAAGUCGUCGGCGCUCGUGUCUCCAUCCACGGGUUAACCGGCCACACGAUGACGCACGGCGGGUGCGGUCGGUACGAGAUCGAACAAGACGAAGACGUGCAGUUUCACCACGACGGGCCGUUUGAAUUUACGUUGUUCGCGAACAAUCCAGCGGAUGAAGUUUCGGUGAAGGAAAGAAACGCGAACGUGACCAUGCACAUGACGGAGUGCACGAAAGAGUUUUCGUACGACGGGCAAAAGGUCAUGCAGAGAGUGUUCGAUCGAGACGGGGACAGACACUUUGUGUUUGGGUCGUGCGAUCAUCACUGCCCGGGAUUUUACGAAGACGUGUUGACGCACUACGGGACGGCGUGUCCGGUGGAUGAGAAGAGCGCUGAAACGGUUUUACCAGCGAAUUCGACCGAAGGGUCAGAUGCGGGGAAGUGUUCCCCGGGGUCGUUUACGAACACCAACGGCGAGUGCGAGGAGUGCCCGAUUGGAACGUACACCGACGAGAGAGGGUCGACGACGUGUAAGAGAUGCCAACCGGGGCAGUUUAACCCGUUCCCGGAGGCGCAAGGGUGCAUGGCGUGCCCGGAUGGGUACUUCCAACCGAACUGGGGGCAACAGUAUUGCGUCGCCUGCGACGGCGACGCCGCUUUGGGGAAGAAAGAGUUUGCUUUGCAAGGCGCCUCGAAGAGAAAGUUGUUGGGCGGCUGGUGGGGCCCCGCAGAAGAUGAGGACAGCGACGACGCGGAAGACGUGGAAAUGAACCACGAGCAGUAUCACAAAAUCGGCGCGACGUCGUUGGAUCAGUGCGGUGCGCCGGCGGUGCAACAAAGUGCCGACGAGUACGAGAAAACGCAAGAGCAUGAAAACGACCCGACCUUUGACGCGACGCCGGGAAGCUCGAACGAACCCGUCAACGACGGUCCGAACGGACCGGCGGCGACGCCGGUGUUGACUGGGAGAACCGAUAAGCUUGGUCACUGCGUGUGCCCAGGUACGAAACCGAAACCGAAGCCUGUCGAUGCCUCCGGAUCAUCUCCUUCGCCGACCUCGUCGUCUUCUUCGUCUGAAGUUGAAGUGAACCCGGUGACGCACGUCGUCGCGGGCCAACCGUGCGGACCGUGCGCACCUGUGGUCACACCAACACCGGUGACGACGACGCCGACGACGACGGUUGAAGAAGAGAAGAAAGAUGAAGAGAAAGAAGAUGCGUCUACCGAUGUCAAUUCUUCGCCGAUUGAAGAUUCCACGGCGACUACGAACACGAACGACGACGGCGAUUCGGCGGCUCCGGAGGUGCAAGAUGAAACGAACCAAGAACCGAUUGAAACUUCCGCGGCGUCGGAGGAAGAGCCAACACCUACUCCGGAAGGUCCAGUGACGACUGGUCCGGCCUCUCAAGGUCCUGGCCCGGAAGUAGAUGGGAACAACAACAACAAUAACAGCGAUGCACCGCCGCAAGAACAAGAAGAAGAAGAACAAAACGAUACGACAACUGACAUCACGACGCAAGAAGAGAACGACGAUGAUGAGCAAACUCCGCCGCACCAACCCAAUGCUGAACAACCUACGUCGGCGACCAUUACCUCCGCCUCCACUUCCGCCGCGGACGCCGCGAACACGACGCUCCCGGCGGCGGACACUCUCUCGAGCGGCGAAACCGUCUUGGAACAAGAAACAAAAACCAGCACUGGUUCCAUCAUCAACGUCGAAACUCAAUACACCGCCGACGGUGAAAUGAUCAAAGUUACUACGGUUACCAACCCGUCCGGCGCGUCGGCGACGACCGUCAUGCACGUCGAAAACGCCACCCUCCCGUUGGCCACGUGCGACGAGAUUGAACACGGCGAGUUCGGCGUCGGCUACCGAGGAUGCCAAGACAAAACCAGAGACGGUCAGCAGUGCAUCGACUGGAAAGACCAGUACAUCGCAGAUGGCGAAAAACCGUACACGCACAGCAACUAUCCUCUCGGCAUCGAAGAAAACCCGGGGAACAUGUGCAGAAAUCCCGCGGACGACAAGAGCGGCAUCUGGUGCUUCACCGGUACCGACGGCAGCUGGCAAGUCUGCUCGCCGCUCAUGCAAGCCGAGGCGGAUUAA